This is a messenger RNA of Pristis pectinata (smalltooth sawfish), 4109 nucleotides long. It is a transcript of the gene tmem117, whose product is annotated as transmembrane protein 117. The record is from RefSeq and is a predicted model, not a curated record. The coding region runs from base 544 to 2139 and encodes 531 amino acids. NCBI's taxonomy places the organism in Eukaryota, Metazoa, Chordata, Chondrichthyes, Rhinopristiformes, Pristidae. Gene Ontology annotation, biological process: intrinsic apoptotic signaling pathway in response to endoplasmic reticulum stress. The transcript is spliced from 10 exons.
GCGGGGGUCGGCUCAAGGCCGCUCUGGUGAUGAUGGCUCCCACGGUCGCAUGGCACACUAACAUUUCCCUCUCAGAGGCUGUGCUUUUGUACAACAAAAUCCUGGAUGAAAGAAGAGAGCCGUGCAAGGAAAGCUCCGUGACUACACUGUGACUGCCACAAACGUUCCAGCCUGAUUCAGCCAAAAGCACAGAGACAACAGAAGAGAGAAGGAAAGCUUCAUAAAGAGCAGGGCAUGAAUCAGGAGGCCAGAAAAUGCAGGAAUUUGAACAUGAAAGAUGAGGUGAUGCCUGAUUUUGUUUAUGCCAGCUUGGCUCCCGGUUAUAAAGCUUCUAGGACAUUCCAGCUUUGGAUCAUGUGUGGCAUGCCAUGCUUUUCUACAGCAUGCUUCUGAUCUAGGUCUGCAACAACACAAGGAUAGUACUGGAAACUUAAAACUGGGAAGGAUUGGCAGUACAUAACGAAAACGCCAGACAGUGGGAGUAAUGCCUAACUUAUCAUUUGGUCUUUCCUCUAGUGCAAGUUGAAGGGGCUGCCUGUAUGUAUGAGGAUGGUUAAAGCAUUUCGUUACUAUUUUCAACAUCCAUGGAGUCGGCUGAUUGUAGCCUACUUGGUGACUUUCUUCAAUUUCCUCAUUUUUGCUGAAGAUCCCAUUUCUCACAGUCAGACUCCAGCCAAUGUAAUUGUUGUUGGGAAUUGCUUCUCCUUCGUGGCAAAUAAGUACCCUGGAGGAGGAUGGAGCUUCCUAAAGGUGCUGCUGUGGUUGCUGGCUAUUGCUACUGGUCUCUUUGCAGGAAAAUUCCUCUUCCAUCAACUCAUGUUUGGUCAGUUACUUCGUCUAAAGAUGUUCCGAAAAGAUCACGGCUCCUGGAUGGUGAUGUUUUUUUCCGCUAUUCUCUUCCUGUUCAUCUUCUCUCAUAUUUACAACCUGUGCCUCUUAAUCGCUGGAAAUAUGAGUUCCUUCAUCAUUAACGAAUACAUGGGUAUAAGAAAUGAAAACUUUAUGAAGUUAGCAGCAGUUGGAACCUGGAUGGGAGAUUUUGUCACUGCCUGGAUGGUCACAGAUAUGAUGCUCCAAGAUGAUUCAUAUCCUGCCUGGGGAGUGACUGCUCGAGCCUUCUGGAGAAAGGGAUAUAACAGGAUUGUCUUGUUCUGGUCGGUCCUAAUCACUCUGACAAGUGUCGUUGUGGUUGUCAUCACCACUGACUGGAUCAGCUGGGACAAGUUGAACCGGGGAUUUUUGCCAAGUGAUGAGGUCUCCCGAGCCUUUUUGGCCUCGUUUAUCCUUGUUUUUGACCUCCUUAUUGUCAUGCAGGAUUGGGAGUUUCCACAGUUUAUGGGAAAUUUGGAAAUCAACCUUCCUGGUCUUCCCACCUCACAUAUUCAAUUAAGGCUGCCUCACUUCCAGAAGAUAUUCAAGAACGAAUAUACAAUUUGUAUCACAGGUAAAUGGUUUAACUAUGGCAUCAUCUUCCUAGUAUUGAUUUUGGACCUGAAUAUGUGGAAGAAUCAGAUAUUUUACCAGCCUGCAGAAUAUGGUCAGUAUGUGGGACCUGGGCAAAAAAUCUAUACGGUGGAAGAUAUGGAGACAUUAAAGAAUUUAAACAAAACUACUCUAAACUGGGAAUGGAGGUCAACUAAUAUUAACCCACUGACUAACAGGACUUAUGUCCAUGGUGACAUGUUUUUGCACAGCAGGUAUAUAGGUGCCAAACUUGGGGUCAAGUGUCUUGCUUUUAUCCCAAGCAUCUUGGCAUUUAUCUUCUUUGGUUUCUUCAUCUGGUUUUUUGGGAGAUUCCAGAAAAGUGAAUUAAUUAAAGACAAACAGGAUAAUUUGUAUGUAAAGAUCAAAAGGAAAUCACCUUCUGAAUUUAGCAAAGAUUUAAAUGAAGUUGCAGAAGAUGCACAAAAGCCUAUAAAUGAUGAAUCAUUGAUGUCCACAGAGACAGAGCUGGCCACAGCUAUUGUACAUAGCACUACUCCUGCUUCACCUACUGAAGACCAGGACACUUUCCUCAAGGAUUCACAGAGCAGCAAUGAGGUUGACACAAAGCCACCUUCUGAACCCAUGCCCCCUUCUAUUUUGCCUGAUCGAUUGGCAAAACCUUUACCUGACCAAGAUGCUGAGACGCAGACUUAAAACAAGCACAUGCCUUAAGUAGGAUUUUACCUUUUCAUUUUUACACAUUUAUAGAUCUUUGUACUUUUUGUGUUACAGUGUCACUUUGACUUAAAAAUCACUGACCUAGGUUUUAAAAUAAAACAGAGCAACUAGAUUAUGUUGGCAACGGCUCUGCUGUGGAACAAAAGUUACUUUUAUUUUUUAAGAAAAGCGUCAUAUUGUGCCUAUACCUAGACAUUCCCAUGUCUUUUGCCUUUCGCAGUAACACAAGGGUAUGUCUUAAUGCUGUAUUAACUUGUACUGUAAUAUUGUAUUCAUCUCUAAUUGAGGUUAAAAUGAUAAAUACUGUACUUCGUGCCUUGAGAAAAUGCAUUUUGUAUUCUAUUGUCUCAAGGAACUUUUUUAAAAAUGUUAGAUUUUCACCUUCACAAAAUAAAAAAAAAAUUAGCAGUUCUUGAAUCUCUAAAAGGAUUGCUCCUGAGAUCAGUGGAGUUUGCCUAAUGUUUUGCUUCAUUCUUCUGAGGCAAAAAUUGUUGUUGGGAGUGCUAGUUAUGAUCACUGCUUAAUUGGUAAUGGUGCGGAUAGUAUUGACAGCUGAACUGCACAUGGAAAAAGGUUUGUUGAUUAAUCUUUUAAUUUUGCUGAACAGGCUGUCUGCCCUAGAAUUCAGUGAUGGAGGUGGGAGGAGAUACUGCUGCCCUGUGCGGACAACAGUAAAUGAGGAGAAUAUAUAUUAAGAAUUGCAUUGCACCUCUGUAUACUAAAGCACAACAGCUGUCUGUAUUGAUAUAUAUGUAUAGAUACCAAUUAAAAAUGUAGCAUAAACAGUCUUUUCAGUUGGUGUUCCUUGCUAUUUGAAGCUUUAUUGGGUUUCACUCAUUAAAAAUGUGGACUUUUCUGGUGUGUGAUAAUAUUUGAUAAUAAUCCCCAGCUUUGUGUUUAUUUAUCUGCUGUACCACUCUUGCCAAACUCAAUUUAUGUUCCCAAUUAAAGUCAAGCGAUGGCUAAUCUUUCCGUCUUUGCUUUACAUGUUUAUUGUAAAGCAAACACGAAGUGGCACUUAAGGUUUCAUUCUUUAUGACACCAUCUUUCCCAUCAUUAUAUAUGCAUGCCAAUUCUGAUCUAUCAGUUUUGGUAUGGGAACAUUUAUAUUGCUAUGACAUAAAUUAACAGGUCAGUUUAAAAGUUUAUUUAAUUACAGAGAUAAAUAGUGGUUAACUCAGUGGGCAAUAGACUAGAUUAUUGAUUUGGAGACCUCAGUUCACUCCUAUCUUAGCAGCUAGGGAUCUUAAACUAAUUAAGAAAAUUUGGAAUGAACAGUUAGUUUCAGUGAUGGUGGCCAUGAAACUCUGGGAUUAUUAUUAAAAAAAGCUGUUUCACAAAUGUCUUCGGGGAAGAAAAUUUGCCAUCCUUCCUAGUCUGGGCCUAUAUGUAACUCAGGUCCCACCAAUACGGUGACUUUAAGUGCAUUCUAAAAUGCUACUCAGUACAAAAGGCUGGACAAUAAAUACUUGGUAAAUUAUGUUCAGCUCCUAUGAACAAAUAAAAAAAGGUGGAAUUUUAGGACAGUAAUAGGACAACAAUUGAUGUUGGAUGCAAAAUUAUUUUCAUUCAUAAUAAAUACAAAAAUCAUUCAAUAUUGUUUUAUCAGGAAUAGCAAAAAUGCAAAAACAAUAUUUCAUUGUUUGUUACUAAUUUAUUGUGAAAUAAAUCAAAGACUUUGCUUAUGUUCUAAUAAUUCAAAAUACAGAGUAGUCAUAGUUGCCAAUGAUAUUUUAAUCUUGUUCAGUCUGCUUGUUUUUCUUGAACUUAAGAAUAUGUUGUAAUAUAACUGAAUAAGCUGGUAAACUGGUUUUCAUUAAUCAAAGUGGUGCAGUAACACUGAAGCUUGUAAUAUUGAUUUGGAAGUGAAAAACUUGCCCAGAAUAAACAUCCAAUAUACCAUCAUGUUUUGGAUCAUGUUGGAAAUUUUGGGCCUGCUUAUUUUA